Molecule: messenger RNA, 2566 nt
Organism: Trichogramma pretiosum
Lineage: Eukaryota; Metazoa; Arthropoda; Insecta; Hymenoptera; Trichogrammatidae
Product: zinc finger protein 585A-like
Exons: 3
Coding region: 105-2330 (741 amino acids)
Biological process (GO): regulation of transcription by RNA polymerase II
Cellular component (GO): nucleus
Molecular function (GO): DNA-binding transcription factor activity, RNA polymerase II-specific; RNA polymerase II transcription regulatory region sequence-specific DNA binding
Source: RefSeq, a predicted model, not a curated record
GUGUUGUGUACAGAGAAUUGUAAAUAUCGUUGAUUCAAUGUUACGCUCGCGUUCAACGAGUGAACUCGACCGGAAAAGUAGCUCUGGACCAAUCUACGAAAAAGAUGAAUCUUAAUUCAUCUUCGCCAGGAUCAUCAUUCGCCGCCAGAAUAAAGCGUGAGCCUAGUUGCUCGAAUGAUGACACAUCUAAAAAUUCUCAAGAAAGCACCAAUGAUGACAAUCUUGGGCGACGGUCUGAUGAUAGACAUGAAGCAACGCAGAAUCUUUUUAAUGAAGAUGGCAAUGAAUUUAUCAUAGAAUUCGAGUGCAAAACUGAAUUUGUUGGAAACGAUCUUAUAAAAAAAGAACCUCCAGUUGCAAUGCAAAAAGAAUCUUCUAAAAAUCGAAACAGGAAGUCAAUGAUUGAUCGUGAGCGACGGUCUAAAAAUAAACUUGUAACGACCCAGAAUCUUUUUGACAAAGAAGUUAGCAUAAAUUUUGCGUGCAAAACAGAAACAGAAUCCAAUCCGAAUCAUAUACUAACUAAAAAAGUUCGUGAUCGACCUAAUCAUUCCUUAAGAAAAGGCCAAAUAGAGAUAAAUGUUGGAACUCGAAAUGGAAAGUCAAACACGAAUUUUGAUGAUGUGCUUAACAAAAUAAAUAAGAAAAUAAAAAAUCCCAAAAGAAAAUCCGUCGAUGUUCGCAUGACGCAAGUGGCGAAAAAGAGCCUGAAGCCAAAUACCAAGAAAGCAGUUAAAAAACGUAAUAAUUAUUCGUGUAAUUCGUGUGAAAAAACAUUUACAACCAACGAGGGUCUUAAAGCACAUGUAAAUUCGAAACAUAAAGGGGUGACUUACGUGUGUUUUGUAUGCGGAAAGGGGAUCACAUCACAUUACCAUCUCGAAGCUCACAAACAAUCGGUGAACGUUGGCAAGCGCACGCGUGCAUGCGAUUCCUGCGAUAAGAAGUUUGCAACCAGGACUUAUCCCAUGAGACAUGUUCGUUCUGUGCACAAUGGUGUCGAACAUGCAUGCAAUGUGUGCGGGAAGAAGUAUAAAUUUAAGAAAAACCUCAAAUUACACAUCGACUCGAUGCAUCGAAAAAACGAACACGUGUGUGAUAUUUGCGGGAAAAAAUUUUUACAGAAACACAGUCUCAAAAUCCACGUCAAUGCGGUGCACAAACGUGUCAGACAUGCAUGCGAUGUGUGCGGUAAAAAAUAUAAAUAUAAGGGCUCCCUCAAAGUUCAUAAAGAUUUUGAGCACAAAAAAAUCGCACGUGUGUGUGAUUUUUGCAAGAAGGAAUUUUCACAAAAAAGCCUGCUCAUAAACCACAUCAAUGCCGAGCACAAUGGUGUCAAACAUGCAUGCAGUGAGUGCGGAAAGAAGUAUAAAUUUAAGAGUAACCUUAAAAUCCAUAUAGAUUCGAUGCACAGAAAAAUCGAACACGCGUGUGAUAUUUGCGGGAAGAAGUACACAUCAAAGAGUAUGCUCGGACAUCAUAAAGAUUCGAAGCACAGAAAAUUCACAUACACGUGCGAUAUUUGCGGGAAGGAAUUUAAGUGGAAGACUUCUAUUAUUAAGCAUAUCAAAGCGGCGCAUGCGGGUAUCACACGUAAUUCACAAAAGCAGACAUCAAAAUGCAAGGGUAAGCUCAAAGUCCACAAGGACUCGUCGGUGCAUGAUGGUGUCACCCAGAGCUCAUGUGGUAUUUGCGGAAAGACAUUCGCACGCAAGGCACAGCUCCGAAUUCACAUUAAGGCGGCACACAAUUGUGUCAAGCCUGCGCCAAAAAUUCGCAAAUCUAAUCGCAAGAAGUCCAACGAUGCUGCGCGCAAUGGUAUCCCGGAUAAACGCGAUUUACGCGCGAAGCAAUUCACAUCGAGGGACACUCGUAAGAAUCGUAUCGAUGCGAUUCGCAAGGCAGUUGGCCAUUCGUGUGACGUAUGCGGAAAAAAGUUUGGACAGCAGAGUAGCCUCAGAAUCCACCUUGACUCUGUGCACAACAAUGUCAGGCCGUGUGACAUUUGCGGGGAGAAAUUCAGGUGGAAGGCUACUCUCAAGAGGCAUAUCAAAACGAUGCACAAAGGUCAUACAUGCGGUACAUGCGGAAAAACGUUUAAACUGAGGAUUCAGCGCUUGAUUCACAAUCGUAACGAACAUGAUACUACAGCUAGAAAGUCAUUUUUGAGUAAGUCCAAUCCGAAAUCCCACGUCGAUACGGCGAUUACCGGUGUCGUCGCCCACUCGUGUGAUGUAUGCGGCAAGAAAUUCGCAGGAGAAAAAUCCGUUAAAAUUCACGCCGGUCGCAUGCAUAAAGGAAUUAAAUCUCAGAAAAAAAACAUUCAAUAAACGAAGAGAGCUACUUUGGUCCGGCGAGUUGUGAUUUCAUUUCUCGUACUCGUGUACGGCAGGUUACGUAAAAUUACGUAAAUUAUAAAUUCCUAGAACUUGAAUUAAGAUUUUUCAAGUAAAAAAAUGUAAAGUUUUUACAAAAAUUGUGUAUAAUCAAUCAUAUACAAUUAUCGCGGUAUAAAAACUUUAUAAAAUCUUUAGUAGAAAAUCAAAGAUUUCGUUUUUUAUAAAAA